GGUUUUCCUGUCAGUGUCAAUUGAUUCGUCGCGGUGUAUUGCCGCGUAAUUUGAGUGCGCCAAAUAUUCUGGAUAAUAUAUAUAAAAAAAUAGUUAUAAAUCAACGAGCCUUUAAACUAAACAUUAAGAACUAAUUAUUAUCUACGGUGUCAAUUUACUACCACCCAGUCGGUCCCUAAAUUAUAUAAAAACUUUAUUUCCUUGUUUAUUUUUAAUUAUUUUAUUUAGUUUGCGCCGACACCGGUCUAGAACUUCUCGAAGUUUCCAAGAGAUCUCAGUGCAAGUUACGUGUAUUUUCAAUAAAUAUUUGUGAUUUUAGUUAGUUUUAGUAUUACACACAGUAUUUUACGAGCGUGAAAGUGUUGGAUUUUACAAUCUUGUGUUAGUAAAAUUAUCAGUAAAUUGAAUACAUUGUAAUUUUACUUACAAUUAUAAGAAUAGAAAUUAAUUAGCGAGAUAAAGAAACGCAUCGACUGGAUUGUGGCUCCCUGGACAUCGACGAAGCCCGCCAGCGCCGAGUAAAUAGAAUGGAGUCGUUGUGUCAAGUGGUAGCCAAAAGCACUCCCAAAUUAAGCAAUACCCAAGACACCAAGACCACCAAUGACAAGAACAACAACAGCACCACCAUCACCAGCAACAACAGCACCCCCAUCAAUAAUCAAAACCACAAUACAACAACCAAAAACACCCUCAACAGAAGUUACAAGUCCUCCUUAAUAAACUCAAUAAUCGACGGGGGUGGAAAUGGAGGUGGCGGAGGCGUUAACAACAGCAGCAAGCUCCACAAAGACAGUGACUGCCCAAACGACCCUCAGCAGAGACUGGCUGUGUUGUCUUUUGAGCAAGUCCGCCGAUUGAACGACGUGAUGAACGAAGUGGUGAGCAUCCACGGGAGAGGAAACUUUCCAACUCUGGAGGUUAAAUUACGGGACCUAGUGACAGUCGUCAGGUCGAAGCUCGAAGAAGAUCCAAGCAAUGGAGGGGCUGGAAUGCGAGUCAGAGACAUCAGGCUAAAUGGUGGAGCAGCUUCCCAUGUCCUGGCCACCGAGUCCCAGCCUUACAACGACCUGGACCUGAUAUUUGCAGUGGAGUUGACCUCGCCUAGAAACUUUGACCGAGUGAAGGCUGCAGUCCUUGACUCACUGUUCGAUCUCCUUCCUGAAGGUGUUAGUCGCAAGAGAAUCACUACUUGCAGCUUGAAGGAAGCGUAUGUCAGCAAAAUGGUGAAAGUCAAUGAUGGAGACAGGUGGUCUCUUAUUUCCCUGGGAAAUUCUCGCGGGCACCGCAAUGUCGAGCUUAAAUUUGUGGACACCAUGAAGAGACAGUUCGAAUUCUCAGUUGACUCCUUUCAGAUUGUCCUGGACUCCCUGCUGCUGUUUUACGAGUGCAGCAAACUCCCGAUUGGGGAAAAUUUCUACCCUACGGUUGUUGGAGAGUCUGUUUAUGGAGACUUCCAGGAGGCGCUGUAUCACUUACAUAAAAAGUUGAUCUCCACGAGGCACCCCGAAGAAAUCAGAGGUGGAGGCCUGCUGAAGUACUGUAAUCUUCUAGUGAAGAUGUAUAAACCGGCGCAGCCUGAUUAUAUUAAGACUUUAGAGAGAUACAUGUGCUCGAGAUUUUUCAUUGAUUUUCCAGACAUCAAUCAGCAGCAAGCCAAGCUGGAGAACUACUUGUGGAACCAUUUUGUUGGUCCCGAAGAAGAGGCUCUUAAGUAUCAGUACCUGAUGCUUCUGCAGAGUGUCGUUGAAGAGUCAACUGUUUGUCUGAUGGGUCAUGAGAGAAGACAGACCUUGGCGCUGAUCGAGAACCUGGCCUUCCAAGUCCUUUAUCAGGAGCAGCAGCGGCUAAAUAGUCAGCAGUCCGCAGUCGCUGUUGCAGCUGCUGCUAAUGGACAGCCUGCUUAUGUUUACACCAACACUGGGUUCUACUACCCUGUGAUACCGACCGCUUGUUACACGUGUACUUGUAAUUCGUGGAUGGCUUGUUCUUCGUGAUGUGAUUCUACUCAAGUUAAUUUUAAUUUUUAUGGUUAUGAUGAUAAUAAUAAUAAUGAUGAUGAUGAUAAUAAUGAUGAUGAUGAUGAUGGUUGUUGUGAUGAAUGAAAUAGUUUUAACAAUGGUUGAAGUUUAGUAGUAUUGACCGUUUUAUUCGCGGGGGAAUUAUUAUUAUUAUUAUUGCUAUUAUUGUUGCUGUUGUUGUUAUUAUUGUUGUUAUCAUUUAUUGGUCUGCAAAUUGUCUCAAAUUUUUUUAAUUGAGAGAGAAAAAAUAAUUUGUUAUUUCAAUUUUGUGAGGAAUUUUUGAAUCAUAAGUGAGAAUUUUGAAAGCGAAGCAAGCUUGGGAACUGAUUUUUCUUCUGUAAUAAUUAGUUCGUUUAAAAAAUGUAAGUUUAAAAUGUGUUAAAAUAAUCGUGUGAAAAUAUGUUAGUUUUUAAAAUUCGUCCCAAAGAUCAGUAGAAAAAAAUUUUUUAAGAUCGAUCAAGAUUUUUAAAAGUUCAUGUCAAAAAUUGAAUUUUUUUGCUUUCAAUAUUUUAAUAUCGUCAGUCUAUUGUUUUUUAGGUUAACAAUAAAGUAUAUUCUCAAAAUUACAAGUCGAAAUUUUUAUUUAUAGAAGUCGCUGAAGGUUUUUAAAACUUUCUUUAGAUGGUGGAUGAAUAUUUGGAAAUUAACCACACAAUAGAAAUUAUUGUUUUGUCAGACUUUUAUAGAUCUCUUUUAUGGUUUAUUUAUAUUGUUUAAUAUGUUAAAUUUAUAGAAAUAAAAUUUAACGUU
Cotesia glomerata is the source of this 2768-nucleotide messenger RNA. Its product is annotated as terminal nucleotidyltransferase 5C. NCBI's taxonomy places the organism in Eukaryota, Metazoa, Arthropoda, Insecta, Hymenoptera, Braconidae. Gene Ontology annotation, biological process: mRNA stabilization. The transcript is spliced from 2 exons. The record is from RefSeq and is a predicted model, not a curated record. Gene Ontology annotation, molecular function: RNA binding; poly(A) RNA polymerase activity. Bases 528 to 1994 code for a protein of 488 amino acids.